Messenger RNA from Tremella mesenterica DSM 1558, 435 nucleotides. RefSeq lists its product as uncharacterized. Lineage: Eukaryota; Fungi; Basidiomycota; Tremellomycetes; Tremellales; Tremellaceae. The transcript has 2 exons. The record is from RefSeq and is a predicted model, not a curated record. Bases 1 to 435 code for a protein of 144 amino acids.
AUGUUACCUUACUUCCUUUUCCUUCUCCCUCUAGUACUGGCAAGCUCAGCAGCCGAAGUCGUCGCCCCCAAACGUACGGAAACACCCGCAGAUCCUGUCGUGCGUGAUACUUCCCCGAGAGCAGUACCUACCGCUUUCUUCGCCGUGGGAGAUUACACUUAUGUCGAACAUGAAGGAAAAGAACUUGGAAACUUUCCAGGAGAUCUUAACAUGUUUGAAUUUCCCGGUCCGAGCGUUAGUGAGGUGGUCACUAUAAGAGGUUAUGAUAGUGCUGUUUUAGGUACUUGUACCGUAACUGGUGUCCCCACCGUAAUCGCAGAAUUCACUUCGUACGGCGGAACUUGCUAUGCAAGGGGGAUGAGUGAUGGAACUCAAAGUGAUCAUGGGGUUGAUCUCAUCUGUGAUCCUAAACCCUCUGGACGGCUUUGUAAAUAG